This is a messenger RNA of Cylicocyclus nassatus, 297 nucleotides long. NCBI's taxonomy places the organism in Eukaryota, Metazoa, Nematoda, Chromadorea, Rhabditida, Strongylidae. The record is from the annotation of a GenBank genome assembly.
GAAUUUUUCAGGGCAUACUCAUAUCGCUGAAAACAACUAUGAACCUGCUGUUUUUCUUCUUCUUCCUGGGAGCUUGUUUCUUAGGGCUAACAAAUGCUACAACCUGCUCGCCAGCAGAAAUGCGACGCUUCAUGGUAUGUAUGGAGAAGUGCAAAGCUGACAAACUGAUAUGCCGAAAAAGGUGUCACGUGGGGUGCCGUGGUCUCAAGAAAGGGCGUUCUGUAUGAAACGAGCACUCUUCCUCAUUGCCUGUUUCUUCUUGUGAUAAGAUGAAAUAAAGCAUUGUGCAGCGUGUUU